AUGGGCACUGUUUGCUUUUCGCGGCGCUGCUGUUUGCUUUUCGCUCUCGCCUGGGCCGGCAGGUUGGCGGGAGGCAGCGGGGGCGCAGAUGUUGACGAGUGCGCAGAGGCUACGGAUGACUGUCACAUCGAUGCGAUUUGCCAAAACACACCAAAGUCCUACAAAUGCAUUUGCAAGCCAGGCUAUAAAGGCGAAGGGAAACAAUGUGAAGAUAUCGAUGAGUGUGAAAAUGACUUCUACAACGGGGGUUGUGUCCACGAGUGUAUCAACAUUCCAGGCAACUACCGGUGUACGUGCUAUGAUGGGUUCAUGUUAGCCCAUGAUGGCCACAACUGUCUUGAUGUUGAUGAGUGUCAGGAUAACAAUGGAGGAUGCCAGCAGAUCUGUGUAAAUACUAUGGGCAGCUAUGAAUGUCAGUGCAAAGAGGGUUUUUUUCUAAGUGAUAACCAGCAUACCUGCAUUCAUCGCUCCAUUGAGGGUAUGAACUGUAUGAACAAAGAUCACGGGUGCGCACACAUCUGCCGGGAGACUCCCAAAGGUGGGGUUGCCUGUGAAUGUAGGCCUGGCUUUGAACUUGCCAAAAACCAGAAGGACUGCAAAUUAACCUGUAACUAUGGGAAUGGAGGCUGCCAACACACCUGUGAUGACACAGAUACUGGUCCUGUGUGUGGUUGUCAUCAGAAGUAUGCCCUGCAUUCAGAUGGACGGACCUGCAUUGAAACAUGUGCUGUCAAUAAUGGAGGCUGUGAUCGGACUUGCAAGGAUACCGCAACAGGGGUGCGAUGCAGUUGCCCAGUUGGAUUUACCCUGCAGCCUGAUGGGAAAACGUGCAAAGACAUUGAUGAGUGCUUGGUGAACAAUGGUGGCUGUGACCAUUUCUGCCGAAACACGGUCGGCAGCUUUGAGUGCAGCUGCCAGAAAGGCUAUAAACUGCUCACGGAUGAACGAACUUGCCAAGAUAUAGAUGAGUGUUCCUUUGAAAGGACCUGUGACCACACCUGCAUCAACUACCCUGGAAGCUUUGAGUGUCUCUGCCAUAAAGGCUACACCUUGUAUGGACUGACACACUGCGGAGAUAUUGAUGAAUGCAGCAUCAGCAAUGGUAGCUGUGACUAUGGGUGUCUUAAUACAAUGGGGAGCUAUGAGUGUGUCUGUCCACCUGGAAAGAAGCUGCACUGGAAUAAAAAGGACUGCAUUGAGAUGGUGAAAUGUCUCCCAAACACCAAACCAGCUCCUAAGGCUCAGCUAGUGUGUAGUAAGACAGGAGGCAUAGAGAGCUGCUUCCUGUCAUGCCCAUCCAAUACCCUUUUUGUUCCAGAUUCGGAGAACAGCUACACGCUGAGUUGUGGCGUUCCCAUCCAACAAGGCAAGGCUCAGCAGAAACGCAAUGCCACCCUGCCCAGCUGCGCAGAUUCAUUAGCCCCUCCAAUCAAACAGAAAGCUCGGUUUAAAAUUAAAGAUGCAAAGUGCCAUUUACGGCCUCGCAGCAAAGAAAAAAUAAAAGAUUCUGGGAAGCAAGUUGGUUUAGACAACUGUCAGGUCACCUUUGUGAAUCUCAAGUGCGAUUCCUCCAAGAAAAAACGCCGAGGCCGCAAGUCACCGUCAAAAGAAGUGUCCCAUAUCACUGCAGAAUUUGAAGUGGAGAUGAAGUCAGAAGAAAUCACAGACACCUGUAACAUUGACUGUGUUCGGAAAAGGAUGGAGCAGAAGCUGCAAACUGCAAUCAAAACAUUGAGGAAAUCUAUUAAUAAACAGCAAUUUUACAUUCAGUUUUCUGGGACAGAAUAUGAAGUGGCUCAGAAGCCAGCUAAAGCUACUGAAGGGCAUGAAGCUUGCAGUACAGGGCAAGUGCUGCAGGAUGGAAAAUGCGUUACCUGCAGCACGGGCACCUUUUAUAGCGGAGAGCAUAAUCAGUGCAUUCCUUGCUCGCCAGGAACAUAUCAAGACACAGAAGGUCAACUUACCUGUGAGCCUUGCCCAAGUAACGAUGGACAGGGAGUAGCGGGCGCCCGGAAUGUGUCAGAAUGUGGAGGGCAGUGUUUUCCCGGGCACUAUUCUUCAGAUGGUUUUAAACCUUGUAGGGUCUGUCCUCUUGGUACAUAUCAGCCUGAACCAGGAAGGACCCUCUGCUUUCCAUGUGGGGGUGGUCUUGUGACCAAGUAUGAAGGUGCUGUUUCCUUUCAAGACUGUGAAACCAAAGUUCAUUGUUCUCCUGGACACUACUACAACUCCACAACACACAGAUGUAUCCGAUGCCCUAUGGGAACAUACCAGCCUGAGUUUGGUCAAAACUACUGCAUCACCUGCCCUGGGAACACAAGUACAGAUUUUGAUGGCUCCACUAAUGUUACACACUGCAAAAACCAGCACUGCGGAGGAGAACUUGGGGAUUAUACUGGCUACAUUGAAUCACCCAACUAUCCCGGAGACUACCCAGCUAAUGUGGAAUGCAUUUGGAAUAUAAAUCCCCCCCCAAAGAGGAGAAUACUCAUCGUAGUACCUGAAAUAUUUCUCCCAAUUGAAGAUGAAUGUGGUGAUGUCUUAGUAAUGAGAAAAAGUGCUUCUCCUACUUCAAUUACCACAUAUGAAACAUGUCAGACUUAUGAGAGACCUAUUGCUUUUACCUCAAGAUCGAGGAAGCUUUGGAUUCAGUUCAAGUCAAAUGAAGGAAACAGUGGCAAAGGAUUUCAGGUCCCCUAUGUGACUUAUGAUGAGGAUUACCAACAACUAAUAGAAGACAUUGUUCGAGAUGGACGGUUAUAUGCAUCAGAAAACCAUCAAGAAAUUCUAAAGGACAAGAAACUGAUUAAAGCUCUCUUUGAUGUAUUGGCACACCCACAAAACUAUUUCAAGUACACAGCACAGGAGUCAAAAGAGAUGUUUCCAAGAUCAUUUAUAAAGCUACUGCGAUCAAAAGUUUCCAGAUUUCUACGGCCAUACAAAUAGUCCAGUGGUAUUCCAUUUU
This is a messenger RNA of Colius striatus (speckled mousebird), 2965 nucleotides long. It is a transcript of the gene SCUBE1, whose product is annotated as signal peptide, CUB domain and EGF like domain containing 1. Gene Ontology annotation, biological process: signal transduction. NCBI's taxonomy places the organism in Eukaryota, Metazoa, Chordata, Aves, Coliiformes, Coliidae. The transcript is spliced from 22 exons. Gene Ontology annotation, molecular function: calcium ion binding. The record is from RefSeq and is a predicted model, not a curated record. Gene Ontology annotation, cellular component: cell surface. The coding region runs from base 1 to 2946 and encodes 981 amino acids.